Messenger RNA from Anthostomella pinea, 1218 nucleotides. Lineage: Eukaryota; Fungi; Ascomycota; Sordariomycetes; Xylariales; Xylariaceae. The record is from the annotation of a GenBank genome assembly.
AUGAAGAAAGCUCUCUCAGUUCGGGGCUUCAAUAGGGCGCUGGCGUCCGUGCCGUCCAUCACCCGCAGUACCGUGUGCGCCCCGCGAAGGGAGGGAAGAGGCUACUCAACUCAUGCCCCCAACGCUCGACUCAAUCUUCCAACUGACUACUCGACGACGUCUUUGUUAGCACACAGCUCGCAGACAGCGCUCAGCAGUUCGGAACUGCCUCCCGACGUCAAGAAUGGCACGACGAAACGGAUGAACCUGUUCCAGGCGAUCAAUGAUGCUCUGUCGACGGCGCUUACCGAGGACGAAAACGUCCUGAUGUUCGGCGAGGAUGUCGCAUUCGGCGGCGUCUUCCGCUGCACAAUGAAGCUGGCAGAGAACUUUGGGGGCGAGCGUGUCUUCAACACGCCGUUGACCGAACAGGGAAUUAUGGGAUUCGGCAUCGGGUUGGCGGCCGAGGGCAUGAGACCCAUCGCCGAGAUCCAGUUUGCAGACUACGUGUACCCGGCAUUCGACCAGUUGGUGAACGAGGCCGCGAAAUACAGAUACCGCGAAGGCGCUACGGGUCGAAGCGCAGGUGGUUUGACGGUCAGGAUGCCGUGUGGAGGCGUUGGCCACGGCGCUCUGUACCAUUCCCAGUCGCCCGAGAGUCUCUUCACCCACGUCCCCGGUCUGAGGGUCAUCAUGCCGCGGUCGCCCUUGCAGGCGAAAGGUUUGUUGUUGUCAGCCAUCCGGAGCAACGAUCCGUGCAUCUUCAUGGAGCCGAAGAUCCUCUACCGCGCAGCUGUCGAGCAAGUACCGACCAGUUCGUACACGCUGCCUCUCUCCAAGGCGGAGGUCAUCAAGGAAGGAGAGAAUGUAACCAUCAUAUCAUAUGGCCAGCCGUUAUACACUUGUCAUGCGGCGAUGCAGAAAGUUGAAGAGGAAUUGGGCAUAUCGAUUGAGCUGAUUGACCUGCGGACGCUGUAUCCGUGGGACAAGGAGACCGUCUUCAAGAGCGUGCAGAAGACGGGACGAUGCAUGGUGGUGCACGAAGCCAUGGUCAACGCAGGCAUCGGGGCCGAAGUGGCAGCGGCGAUCCAGGAAGACCCCUCGACGUUCGUACGGCUCGAAGCUCCGGUGGCGCGGGUUGCCGGCUGGAGUAUUCACUCGCCGUUGAUGUUUGAGAAGUUCAACGUUCCCGAUGUUGCCAGAGUAUAUGACGGAAUCAAGAAGCUCCUGAGUUAUUAG